This is a messenger RNA of Vicia faba (fava bean), 1104 nucleotides long. The record is from the annotation of a GenBank genome assembly. NCBI's taxonomy places the organism in Eukaryota, Viridiplantae, Streptophyta, Magnoliopsida, Fabales, Fabaceae.
AUGAGUUCUACGUAUGUUGUUGCAUUACAAGUUGUGUUAUCUUGCAUCUGUUUGGUUUUGGCAAAUUCUGUUGACUUCCAUUAUCCGGCAGUUUUCAACUUUGGUGAUUCAAACUCAGACACAGGCGAACUUACUGCAGCUAAGGGAUUUAAACUCGCCCCGCCUUACGGACAAAAUUACUUCAAGACUUCAUCUGGGAGAUUCUGUGAUGGCCGUCUCAUAGUCGACUUCUUAAUGGAUGCGAUGCAUUUGCCAUUUUUAAAUGCCUAUUUGGAUUCAGUGGGUUUACCAAAUUUCCAUCAAGGAUGCAACUUUGCAGCAGCAGGUUCGACUAUCCUUCCAGCAAAUGCAGCGUCGAUUAGUCCAUUCGGCUUUGGCGUUCAAGUAUCUCAGUUUCAGCUAUUCAAAGCCCGGGUUCUUGAAUUUCUUGCAGGCAAGAAAUUUCAUAAAUAUGUCCCAGCCGAAGAAUAUUUCCAGAAGGGGUUAUACAUGUUUGACAUAGGGCAGAAUGAUAUUGGCGGCGCAUUUUAUUCAAAAGACUUGGACCAAAUACUUUCUUUAAUUCCAACAAUUCUACUGGAAUUCGAAAAUGGAAUAAAGAGACUGUAUGACAGUGGCGCGAGGAAUUUUUGGAUACAUAACACGGGUCCGCUGGGAUGCUUGGCUCAGUAUGUUGCCACCUUGGGCAAAGAUACAACGAAGCUCGGUGAACAAGGAUGUCUUCGAGCACACAAUCAAGCUGCUAAAGCCUUUAAUCUACAACUGCAAGAAUUUUGUACUAAAUUGCAGGGCCAAUAUCUAGAUGUAAAUGUUACAUAUGUUGAUAUCUUUACUAUAAAAUAUGACCUCAUUGCAAACUCCUCAAAACAUGGGUUUGAACAACCUAUUAUGGCUUGCUGUGGAUAUGGAGGUCCGCCGUUGAACUGUGACAGUCGCAUUUCUUGUGGACUAACAAAGAUCUUGAACGGGACUACAAUUGCAGCAAAAGGUUGCAAUGAUAGUAGUGUGUAUGUAAGCUGGGAUGGGACUCAUUACACUGAGUCUGCAAAUCAAUACGUCGCAUCACAAAUUCUCACUGGAAACUAUUCCAAUACUCAUUUGUAG